Acanthoscelides obtectus is the source of this 1066-nucleotide messenger RNA. NCBI's taxonomy places the organism in Eukaryota, Metazoa, Arthropoda, Insecta, Coleoptera, Chrysomelidae. The record is from the annotation of a GenBank genome assembly.
UGCUUACAUGUCUGCACAAACUACCGAACACUAGAAUUCGAUAUAGUAGGGGGAGUCCGGGAGAGUCUAGCAGGUGGGAGACAAUAGCCGCUGCUCAUAGAAUAUUUGUGGCACGAGAUGUUACGACAUUGCCACACUUCUCAGACGUCAUAGGCACCUCCCACCCCGCUCACGUAGCGCCGUUACAAUUGGCAGUUUGGUUUGGAAGUAAGAAGUGGCAACACGUUUUCGUACCUGGAAAGUGAGUUUAUUCAGUUUUCGACAUUUGAUCUCUGUUCUUUACUGUGGAAAGAUUCCAGCACGCCACUUAUAUACACCAGAAUGCCCUUCAACUAUAGAAAAAAACAAACAACUAGAAAGAGAAGCAAUUUAGAUCUGUCAGUAAUAAAAAAUGCUUUAGAUGACAUUGAUCAAGGAAAGUCUAUCCGAGGUGUUGCUUUGGAAUAUGGAAUUGACAGAAAUACCUUAAGAAAUUAUUUAAGAGACAGGUCUAAAUUGACUAAAAUAAGUGAACAAGGAAGCCAGUUUAAAACAUCUAUGAUAUUUACAAUCGAAGAAGAGAAGGCGCUUGUUGAAUAUCUUAUAGCUUGCAGCAAAAUGAAUUAUGGAUUAACCAGACAGGCGACUAUGCAGCUAGCAUAUGAAUAUGCAACAAUGAAUUCCAAAAAGGUUCCAGAUUGUUGGACUUCCAACAACUGCGCAGGAAAAGAUUGGUUCCGGGGAUUUAUGACAAGAAACCCUGAACUAAGUUUGAGAACCCCAGAAGCCACCAGUUUAUCCAGAUCAACCAGCUUCAAUAGAAAAAACGUUACUGAUUUCUUCGAGAACCUCAAAGAAGUUAGAGAAAAAUACCAAUUUGAAGCACAUAACAUCUAUAACUGUGAUGAAACAGGGUGUACGACUGUACAAGAGUGUCCCAAAGUAAUAGCGAGCAAGCAUAAAUAUGCGUCAAGUAGGACAAGUUACUUCAGCUGAACGCGGCAGCCUUGUGACCGUUUGCUUCGCUGUGAACGCUCUGGGAAAUGUUCUUCCUCCAUUUUUCAUUUUCCCUAGGGUUAGAUACAAC